Ornithodoros turicata is the source of this 4944-nucleotide messenger RNA. Its product is annotated as homeobox protein Hox-B1a-like. The record is from RefSeq and is a predicted model, not a curated record. Gene Ontology annotation, biological process: regulation of transcription by RNA polymerase II. NCBI's taxonomy places the organism in Eukaryota, Metazoa, Arthropoda, Arachnida, Ixodida, Argasidae. The transcript has 4 exons. Bases 568 to 1605 code for a protein of 345 amino acids. Gene Ontology annotation, cellular component: nucleus. Gene Ontology annotation, molecular function: RNA polymerase II cis-regulatory region sequence-specific DNA binding; DNA-binding transcription factor activity, RNA polymerase II-specific.
UGCCUGCAAUGGUGGAAAGCACUGUGAUGUGGUGGUAGUGGUUGAGUGAGCCGCGAUAUUGAAUCAUGUGGAUACAGCUCUGCCCGACUGUGUUGAAGGUUGCAAGAACAACGACUCACUAUGAGGUGGAAAGAAGAAGCAAAGAUCGAUAUAGCGAGGACAGCUGAGCGAAAGGUUACCAUGGGGACGGGCCGUGUUGUGCUACCAGCUUGGAUCACGAGUCAUCUGCGAGUAUGGUCCUGAAGCAGCAGCGAUGACCCUACGGAGGUGAUCACAGGCAACUGUUCUGCGGGCUGGUCUCAGCUUUGGAGUGCGAGGAGGCCUGUGGGGGCCAUCUAUCACAGCGCGGGACUUCUUUGGAGAGGUGGAGAAGCCGCGGCGAAACCGCUCCUCAUUGGCUCGUUUUGGGGCUGUCACGUGAUUUAUUUACCGCUCAUAUUUCCUGUCAACUGUUGCCAAUGAUUUAGCAUCCAUUUAUUUUCCGAUUUAUCCGCGAGUGGCCGAGCUAAUUUGCGGCUCGUCCUCCCGUGCGGCAAAAGCAGCGGUCGCUCGGGGGCCGGCCGCAUAAUGAAUUCUAAUGUCGUCUACGCGAGCAUGUGUCACAACGCCGACGGGGCGACGGCACCUUACCCGUCACAGCCAUACGACCUGCACACGACCCAUCAAGUGUACUUCCCGGGACCACCAGACAACCCUUACGGGACCAUGGCUGCCUUCCCGGAUCCGCGAACACCACCACUCCACGGAGACAUGAGUCACCACCAAAUCAUCAAUGACAACAACGGGCUCAGCUACACGAAUCUUGAUCAGCAGGCCGCCGCCGCCGCUGCAGCCGCCGGAUACCUCCACCGGGGCAGUGGUGGUGGCGGCGGCGCGACCAUGCACCCGGCCGCCCCCGGGGGUUACGGAUCUCCGGGCGGCGCAGGAAGCCCUAGGCCAGCACCCACCGCUGCGGCCUUUCCGUACCGAGGCAACCUGGACUAUACUCACAUGGGGGAACCAGUCACCGGAGUGCACCACGCGGCCCCUGCUCCCCAGGCCGACCACCUCCACUCGGACCGUGCCGUUGGACCACACACUUAUGCGCCCUAUUUGGACCCACUGUCACUGCAACGACGAAAUGGAUACGGCGCCUACGCUGACAGCUACGAUGUGAUGCGGGAUGCCAGUUGCCAGCACAACGGCUCGGGCUUCCAAGGCUCGCUAUCCAGGCCGGGCCUCUCGCAGCCCAAACCAGCGCCAGUGCCCACCUACAAGUGGAUGCAAGUCAAGAGGAACGUGCCCAAGCCGAUUCCCAAGCCCGACUAUGGCUUCAACAACGGUCCCAACGGAACGGGUAGAACAAACUUCACGACGAAGCAACUAACAGAGCUUGAGAAAGAGUUCCACUUCAACAAGUACCUGACGAGAGCUCGGCGAAUCGAAAUUGCUACCGCUCUCCAGCUCAACGAGACCCAGGUGAAGAUCUGGUUCCAGAACCGCCGCAUGAAGCAGAAGAAGCGCAUGAAGGAGGGGCUCAUCCCUGCAGAUGGCGACAGACUCUCCCAGGCAUCGUCGCCGGGAAAAAUGUCGCCUCCGUCGCCACAGCACAAGGACAGUCAGUGAUGACGACCCCUCCGACCUCCGUGCGGCCAAGCACUGCUGCCUGCAUGCGGCUCAUAGCAUCUGGCAUCCUGGUCACACACCUCCAGUGAGACAAUGACUCGUGCCCGGCAUGUGGAACAACGUUGAGUGGUGAAACAGACUGGACUUUCUGGGGCUUCGAGUGGAAUAAAUUAUAUAAAAUUAUAAAUACUAUAAAUACGUCUCAGCCGAAUUAUGUUUAGGCUUGGAAACGGGUUGGUUGUCAGCACAGCGCGGGCGAGUGGAAUGGGCUUGGAGGAAGCGAGCUUUUCUAUAAGGCCAUCGAUAGAAGACGAGCAAUACACAGUUUCUCUUCAUUAUGCAUCGUUGUUACGGUCACUUUAUACUCUAUAUGUUGCCAAGGCGAUGGACAAUAACUGUAGGCGUCGAACCGUAUAUCGAACGAACUGUCGAACCGUAUCAACCGGAACCCAUUAGUGGAUAAGAUUCUGAGUCACACACGACUGCGAUUGCCUCCGAUAGGAAGAAUAACCUUGCCAACGGUAUGCUAAAACUCGCUAUUGAUUGAGAUUAAACGCUUACUCUUAUGAUUAUGAAGUAAAACAAACGCAACACGUAUCUGUGUGUAGCAUUUUCAGAUAAGGAGCAGACAGAAAGACGUAAGAUAAGUGCAUUUCGACGUAAUGUUAGCACGCAGACAACGAAUAAUGUAAUACCCGAAGACAACAAUGCCCUGUACCCUUUGUUGCUCGCUUUUUCCAAGUACCUAGCACACCGUGCAGUGCCUGUGUAACCCUGCCGAGAAAGUCACCUGUACAGUGUUCACCGACGUACAUAGCGGCCUAAUCCGCUUCAUCAACCCUUCACUCGCUCAUCAAAGUGCAAUGUUAUUUCCUGUGCCGUUUGGUGGGUCAAGCAACGGCGGACUGUAUGUACAGUGUAUGUGUUUGAACGUUCUCAGCGUGAAGCUCAUUCAGACUCUCAGCACAUCGACACGUCUCACCCAGUGACAAACUGUGCACGCGAAUACUGUGAUCAGUUUUCUUUUUUUCAAGUUUUGCAUGGCUUCAUGGUGUAGCUUAUGCCGAAGAGUGUUAGAUAGUUUCUUAUACCACACCACAUCGCUUGUACAACAAUGGUAUAGAAGUGAAUUAUAGUACACAGCCUCAACGUUUUCAACAGGGUACAUACAUAUGCAUAUACAGGUCCAAUAGGAUGAUCCGGGUGAACGAAAUUAUUUUAUGCAAAUACUGAGCCUUGAAUUUCGUACAAAUUUUUGCGUGACGUGUGCCGAUAACAUAUAUUUGCUGAAACCGGUAUGCUGAGGUGCAGCAACAAACCUCGCGUGAACUUGUGCUACAUAGAUAUAUAUGUAAUUAAUGUGAAACAGUGAAACGUUUGGAAAAAGAUAUCAAAAGCUGUAUAUGGCCAUUGUGAGAUCCGAACCUCGUACACUCUGUCUGUUGCAUUACAUGCUCCAAUAGAGUUGAUUGUGCUAACGCACAGUCUGAAUUCCUGAGUUCAAAAUAGUUAGUAGAAACAGACUAAGCACCUGGUAAGUAGAAUACCCUAGCCAGGACCGAAGUAUGGUUUCAACCUCCCCAGCCGCAGAGGCGCUGUAGCAAAAUGACCGCAGGGAUAUGACUGCGCGGAAGCCCAGUGGACAGGUCUAUAGGUUGAGCUGGAUCAUCCUCGACGAGGUUCUGCUCUUACACAUAUAAUCUGUUUUUCGAUUACCUCUAACUUUGUUUCUGGAUUGUUUCAAGCUGCCAAAUCUAAAUUACAAGCAGAAGUAAAACGACUCGUGAAUAGUCUCAAGAGCAAACGGCUUGCAUCGAACGAUGUUCAUUUACGUGCAGGAGACAACCUCAGGUCCGUAAAAGAAACUCCGAGGAAAUGUUCACUUCUUUGAAUAUUGUUUUGGGCGUGAUACGUCGACGAUGCGCCAACUAAUUUCCAAGUGAAUUACUCUCUACUUUCAUGAAGCGCAAAAUAUCCAGCACAAUAUCUUCCAAACAGAACGACAUUUUCCUACCGGGUAUAUUAUUAAUGCAAGCCUAUGCCUGAAGAGGCGACAAUUAAGACAGUGCUGUCUUGUCGCUUUACAAAUUUGCGUUAAUUAAGAAAUUAACAAAAUUGCGCCUUGGAAAAAAGCCUCACUGCAAAUGGCCGCUCAACCAUUUAAUCGGCAACGCCGGAUACAAGCUUCAGAAUAUUCCCUCCUUUUUCAAUAUACGGUAAUGCGGGGUGGGCAGCUUGUUACACAAUGGAAACAUACCGUACAAUUUGCUUCACACCGCGCUUCUUCAAUAUCAGUGGCCGCUAUAUUUCGAAGCAGCCAGUAGGCUAAACAGGCUCAGUAGAUGUUUAAUUUUGCCCUCUUGGACAUCACAUAGUUCAUUACCAGCCUGCAAAUCUGCACCGCGGCUAUAAUGCUCAUGCUAACGCCGAGGACCACUCGUUCAUAGUUUUAUCGUUGGCAUUAGCGUCAGUACAGACAAAAACGAUGUAUAGCACCUUCUUAUGUGUACUUAAAUAUGCCAUGUGAUGUACAACCGUGUCCGUGCUGAACGAACUGUCAAUACCGACGUACUCAUACUAAUUAUUACCAGUUUGUGUUUCACUCUCUCCAACCGUAUUUGGUGUAAAGCGUUAGAAGGCAUUAUAGUAUUGCUGUUCAGAAUAUUGUAUUAACAUAAUUAUUUAAUUACAGAGGUAACUGUAUUGCUUUGUGCUUUGCACGCUACCGCUCACCUAAAUAUACUGGCUGUUACGUGCGUCCGAUCUCUAGCAGUCGUUAAUGCCAUAUACGAGCAAAGUGUGCAACAGUAUCUAUAUUGUUCAAACACCACGGAAUUGCAGUUCGUUCGCACGGGUACGGUGCUGUUAUUCUCUUAUGAUAUAGAGAUCGGAAAAAUCAGGGUCAUGGAGCUCGAGAAGCUUUUCUCGUUGUUCCACUUUAAUAUUCAGACGGUUUAUGUACAGUUUCUGCCGAAUUAUAUACCACCGUGUACAUAGCCUUUUAUUGUGCCUAUUCCUUUUGCCUUUGGUAUCAUGGUGUACAGUAUAGACUUUUGAUUGCCAGAGCGACUGACAUCUGGAAUCAAAACAUAGCGAAGGAGGUACCAGUGUAUGAUAUGCAAACAAAAGACAGGGUAUUUUCCCGCGUUUACAUCGUUUCAACUUAUUUAAUCAUACCUUUCAAAACGCUGCUCAUGGAUUGGUCUGUGUCAUGUAUAGGAGACUGUCUUUGUGCUUCUUGUAAACGACGACUUUGUUCCUCUUUUUAUUCUUUUAACUUAUUAUGUCCAGAUAUGCUGGGUUGAUAAAUCCACCAAAUAAAAGUUGACUUUGUAAGCA